AUGGCACAGCUCACGAGACCUAACCCGGUUCCAUUCUAUGAGGACAAUCCUUCUGAUAGCUACGAUGACCCUCAAGAGGAAGAGUACCACAACUAUCUUAGGGAUGCAAGCGCAUGGCUAGAAGACUACCGAGGGCGUGCAGAAUUCCUGGAUUAUUCACCGAAGCUAACAGGCAAAUUUAAAUUCGCCACGCCAACAGAGUGCGAAACCUUCGAUGCAGCUGACGGCAGCCUCUCCAACAUCCUCGCCCGAAUCCCAGCCGAAGUCGACGAACGGAUCAUGAUUCAAGAAGGCCCAUCUUGCCGUGCGUUCUUCCAGAAAAUACGGGAUCGUUUACCAAAGGAGCUUCGUGAGAUGGUUUUCGAACACAUCUUUCAGGGCACAUAUGUCUUGUUGAAAGCGAAUGACGCCGAAGCCGGGAACGAUGAUGAUACUCCGGUCUGUGAGAGGCAAGACAUUGGAAGGCACUAUCCUUACAGCUAUCUACUCAAGCCAGGAUAUAUACACGACCAUGAAGUAAGGACUGAGCUCAUCGAAGCAUGGUUUAGGACGUCAAACUUCAUCAUCACGGAUGCCGCACUCAUUCGCCCCUCUCUAGGAAAGUACCUAUGGAGCGCUGGCAUUGAUCCAGUGCAAUUCAUCAGACGAGUUGAACUCAAGACAAAACCCCUUGAAGCCCCCUUGAUGCGCGAGGCCGUAUGCAAAGAUCUGGAAUCUCUUGAAUGUCUCAACCCGGGCACAACCAUCACGAUUAUCGUGGAUUGGCCCCCUAGAUUGCCUUUUCUGCGGGAGAUCGAGAAUCGCGCAGCGUCUCUAUUCCCAGUGUCGCUGCGUAUGAGAAGUAUGGGAUACAAGAUGAUAAUUCAACCGUGGUGUUGCCGUAAGAUCGUGGUGGAACGAGGGAACCGCAGGGUGGAGGAAUGGUUGAGGGAGAAUGAAUGA
Messenger RNA from Alternaria triticimaculans, 942 nucleotides. RefSeq lists its product as uncharacterized. Lineage: Eukaryota; Fungi; Ascomycota; Dothideomycetes; Pleosporales; Pleosporaceae. The transcript has 2 exons. The record is from RefSeq and is a predicted model, not a curated record. Bases 1 to 942 code for a protein of 313 amino acids.